Molecule: messenger RNA, 2299 nt
Organism: Phanerochaete carnosa HHB-10118-sp
Lineage: Eukaryota; Fungi; Basidiomycota; Agaricomycetes; Polyporales; Phanerochaetaceae
Exons: 4
Coding region: 29-1363 (444 amino acids)
Biological process (GO): rRNA processing; ribosomal large subunit assembly
Cellular component (GO): preribosome, large subunit precursor
Molecular function (GO): rRNA binding
Source: RefSeq, a predicted model, not a curated record
CGCUCUGCACCACGGACAUCUCCUGGUUAUGGCCCGCCGACGCAAAAAUCGUACUCACCUCAAAGGCGGCGUUGCUUCAAACCCUGGCGCUGCGGAAGGUGUUCCUAAGUCCUUCGUCAUCAAGCACGGUCAGGUUGGGACCUCACUCGCCCAGCUCGUGCGCGAUGUGCGCAAGGUCAUGGAACCGAACACUGCCAGUCGCCUUAGGGAACGGGCACGUAACAAGCUGAAGGACUUCAUGACUAUGGCUCCUGCGCUUGGAGUUACACAUCUCCUUGCUUUCACUCUCGCAGAUGUCGCGCCUUCACUGCGAAUAGUCCGCUUGCCUGUUGGCCCGACACUGAGCUUCCGCAUAGAGCGGUAUAGCUUGCUCAAGGAUAUAACUCGGACUUCGCGGAGGGCAAAGAGUAUAGGCACUAUCGAGUACCUCAGUCCGCCUCUGCUGGUCCUCGCUUCUUUUCCGCAGCCAGGUCCGGGCACUCCUCCGCACCUCACACUCCUUAUGAAGACUUUCCAGACACUCUUCCCUCCCCUUUCGCCGAAAACUAUCUCUCUAUCAUCAGCGCGUCGGGUUGUCCUCGUUUCUUACAAUGCUGAGCGCGGCACAGUCGACUUCCGCCAUUACCUCAUCACUGUCAAGCCGUAUGGUGUUUCGAAGCGCGUGCGCAAGGUGCUCGAGGGCGCGACUGCCAAGUCCUCGUCAUCCCACGGCAUUUUAGAUCUCGGGAACGAGAAGGACGUUGCGGACUUCCUGCUCAGGAAGAAGGGCGAGCCAGGACCCAGUAGUGACGGCUAUGAGUCCGCAGCCUCGUCGGCAUCAAGUAUUGCAGGAGACGAUGCAGACGCUAUUUCUCUUGCUGACGACUAUGUGGGGCGCAAUAACAAGAAAGGUCAAAAGAGGGCAGUCAAACUCGAUGAAAUCGGCCCACGAAUGGAACUGCGACUGAUCAAGAUCGUUGAGGGCGUCCCCGGAAAGGAGGGGAAUGUUAUCUACCAUGAACUCGUCAAGAAGACGAAGGCUGAGGUGGAAAAACAAAAGGCUGAGCACGUUACUAAGGAGCGCUUGCGGAAACAGAGGCGGGAGGAGCAAGAGAGAAAUGUCGCACGCAAGAAGCGGCUUGCCGAAGAGGACAAGAAUGGCGAGGAGUCAGAUAGCGAGAGCGAAGAGUACCAUGAGGAAGGUCAAAGUUCCAAGGAGUCGGGAAACGAGGCAUUUGAAGAAGGCGAGUGGGACGACGACGAAGAGAUUAGUGAGGGAGAAGAAGGCAGUGAAGAUGACAAUAGUGAUGCGAGAGAGAGCAGCGAAGACGAGGAGGCUCGGAGGCCCCCGCCCAAAAAGCAAAAGACGAAGGGCAAGCGGUAGGCGCUGUCCUGAGUUGUUCUGGUACUGUAAUGCGGAGUGGUGAUAUUGCUCAGAUGGUGCUCAUACAGCAUGCAGUAACAUGAGUGUUUACGAUGCAGGCUUUGAAGAAGGUGAAGACGGGCUGGAGACCCAAAAGUCACCUGCCCAUUUCGACAAGAACUUCUCCGCCCGCAGCCGAACACCUUCCCAGCUGUCCAAGGCUGGCCGAACGUCGAGGUAAAAUGAAGGAUUGUUCCCAGAGGACCGUCCUGUGUAGAAAUCGAUAACAUACCGCACUCGCGUUCCACAGCGGUUGACUAUCCAGUCGUGCCGAUCAAACGGCGGCGUGUAACUGUGUAAAUUUGAGCGAAUGACAUGGUACACGCGCUGCGCUACUCACCCAAACAGCGUCUUCCAUCGAGCUUUUGGAGUCCUCUCAUUCGGCCUUCCCUUGAAGCUGACGAGCUUCACACCACCGCAUCGUUCGCCGCCCUGUCCCACUUCCCACUUCAUCACUUCUGUCCAAGCCCGCUCGUUGACCGCGUUAUGUAUCGGCACAAUAACCUUCAUAUCUGGCGCGUGAGGGUUGUGGUUCUUUCGUUCCAUGGCCGCGUAGAACUGAGCUUGUGACGGAUACACCCAGUUUGAGCCGUCCAUCCGUGGUAUGGAUGAAACCUCCCUAUCUGCUGGGAGCUUCGUGAGUGUCGACGAACUGGCCGUAGGUUGUGAAGGGGCGUCAUUUUUAGUUGAGAAUAUGCUAGUCCACGAAGUCCGCGCAGUAUGGUCGAUGGGGCAUUUUUCGGAUGAGUCCGAGUGUACACUGGCGUGGUCGACAGGGCACUUGUCUGCCUGCUGUUGUGCUGCCGCAGGAGUCUUGUGGUCGACGGGACACUUGUCUGAGGCCAUUGCUGAUCACCUGCACUUCCUGUCGUGGAACGAAAGAGGGUCAAGGAUUAC